AUGGUCCGCCUCACUCUCUCCUCCACAAAAGGAAACCAGGGGCUCCGUCACUUUCCUUACACAGGCUACCUAGGUCUAACUCCCAUACGCGUAGAAGGAUAUGUUCGCACAAAAUUGGAUGCAGAUGCAAAGCUUCUUCCAGCAAAGUCUUUGACAAUCUCAGUUCGAUGCUACGAGUCGCGUGUUGGACGUGUCAAUACCCUCCAAUCAAACGUCCUGGUCGACUACACCCAGGUACUCUGGUCAAAGCCAGAUGACGUUGACUGCGAACCUAUUGGUUCUCUCGAUUAUUCAUUUCGAAUAACAGUCCCCGUCAAAGCUGCAGGUUUCAGCACCGCUGUUUUCGUUGAUUAUCGUUGUUUAUGGAGGAUCGAGGCUGUUCUUACUCACGCUCCAAUAGCUGGCGUCGGUUCGCGUCAAAUAAAACACUUUGAGCUUCCACUCAUACGAUAUGACCUUCCUAUAUACCGUCCAAUAUCCUACGGUCAAGUGCUUAAUGAAAUAACCAGCAAACCUCGCGCGCCAAGAAUACGAUAUUCCCUGAAUCCGCCGACAUCUCCCAUUGGACCACUUGAUCUUGUUUCCAUCCCCAUACACCUGCAACCUCUUGAUAACGACGUAUCAAUACGCAGCGCAAGCAUCAUCAUAGAGCGCCGUAUUCAACUCAACGACAUCGCGAACUCCUCUUCACCCCUCCAACCCGAAUUACCAUCCUCCUCCCCAUUACCUGUUGUGCAACCCCCAAGUCCACUCCUUUCAUCGCCAACGCACUCAGACUUCGCUACCGAUGGUUCGUAUAUCAAUUCUGAAGGCCUCGUUUCUUCAUCAUCGCUGUCUUCAUCCGAUCCUACUAUCACCCCCAACACAAUAUUUCCCUCAUCAUCAAUAUCUGUCGCGACAGCGACAAGUACGACUCCUCUCCUCCCACCGACCCCGACUACUCCACCAGCCGUUCCCUCAUCCCCAGGCCCAUCCAAGACUGUUGUGAACCCCAUCGCUGGGACUGAAUCGUCUGGCCACUUUGCCCGAGAUAAUAAUGGGGUCUGGUGCAAAACCUUGACACUUCAAUGGCCAGCUGUCAAAUCUCACAGUCGGUGGGCUAUCGGCGAAACAAUACAAUCAGAACUGGUUUCUGUCCAAUACUUUGUUCGCACAAAGAUUAUAGUUACAUCACCAGCUGGCACGGAGUCUAUAGAUUUAGCCGAGAGGGAGCUCCUCAUUGUGUCUACGAACGACGCAGAAAGGCAGCUCGCCCUCGCCAAGUACAACGAGCGCCACGAUCAAAUCGUUGACAAGACCCUGCGCUCAAAGUCAAAAUCGCCGCGCAGAAUGCGUCCGCACCGUGAUGAUCCCACACCACCCACACAAGUCCCUCCGUUACCAUCAACAUCAGCAGGUUUCCAAUUACCUAAACCGAAAUCUAUUAGCUCUCGCCGGCCGCACACCAGCGCCGGUCCACGCGACAAGUCAUUCCAUCUUGGUGUUGGCUCUUUCGGCCGUUCUCGGUCUCGGGGACAAGAACCUGACUCUUCUAGUGGUCACAUGGACAGUAGCCCAGAUGGUGGAAGCAGCAGCAGAAGCAGUAUCAGCAACCACGAAGGCGCCAACGGUAUAUAUUGCAAACGCCGCGUGGAAAGCAACGCAAGACAGCCUGAGAGCAGUCCAUCGGAGGUCAAGCAAACCCGGAGCGCGGGCAUGCUUACGAGUGGGUUUUGGUCGACGACUUCUUCGCACGCUCCAAGGUUGACCAGCACGCCGAGUGGAAGCAGCACGAGCACUACGGCGAGCUCAUCGAGCCUGUCGAGCAGUAGCGUUGGUGGGGACUCUGACCUGUCUGAUCACAUGCGAGAGUGGGAAGAAGAGUUGGCACGGAUAGAGAUGAAGAGUCGGUGGUCGAGUGAUAUGCUCGGAUUCUUUGGCAAGCGAAAGAGAUCUGCUGCUAGUGUACCGAAGGUGGUGAUUCCGAGCGAUGAGGACUAUGCUCACUCUUGA
Messenger RNA from Laccaria bicolor S238N-H82, 1992 nucleotides. RefSeq lists its product as uncharacterized. The record is from RefSeq and is a predicted model, not a curated record. Lineage: Eukaryota; Fungi; Basidiomycota; Agaricomycetes; Agaricales; Hydnangiaceae. The transcript has 5 exons. Bases 1 to 1992 code for a protein of 663 amino acids.